GUAUACACGCCCCUCUUGCAUGACCCUUUCAAUCAAGAGGAAGGAAUUUGAUUGUGUAUACUUGGUUUGCUUUUCCCACAUUAAAAUCCCAACCUCUUUCAAGCCUCAACCUCCCUCAACUUGCCUCUCACUCACCUGUUAGGGAGGCUUCCUCAUUUUGGUCUUUCUCCAUCUUCACGCUCAUGUACUAGAUUGUGUCAUAGGAUAGAGAGGAUGAUGAUUAAGGAAUUCUUACAACAAAAGCAAGAACUUUCUUUGGGGAAGGGGGAAGAGGAGAAGAACAAGAAAAUGAGGCUUUGGAGGGUGGCAGAUCGUCCUGAGCUUUCAUUGGGCCCCUCCCGAUUCAUUGUUGCGGAGUGCGGAAAUAGCUCGUCGUCGGAGUCCGAAGCGAAUCCUUGUCGGAAGAGGAAGUAUGCAUUCGAUCAAUUAAAGACUGAUCCCAUGAUUCAAACUAGUAUCGAGCUUCAGCUAAAAGACCCAUUGCCUUUGGACUGGGAACAAUGCCUAGAUCUUGAAUCUGGGAGAAUGUACUAUUUGAAUAGGAAGACCUUGAAGAAGAGCUGGAACUGGCCCAAAGACCAAAAGAUAGACUUGGAGCUCAACAUUUCAACACUAUCCAAUUCUGAUGGGAACAGCGCUACAGUGGUUGAAGAUGCAAAUAAGAACUACAACACAAGCAGCAACAUGGUUGCUGUGGCAUGUCUUAAGUGCCAUCUCCUUGUCAUGCUGUGCAAGUCCUCUCCGUCUUGCCCGAAUUGCAAAUACCUGCAUUCGUUGCCGACCCAACAAAGCCCGCGUCCAAAGAUUUCAACCACAAAAACCUUAGAAACACUAAGCCUCUUAAAUUAGCUCUGGUUAGAAGAAUGUCUAAACCUGAGUAAUCAACAGCGGUGGUAGACUCCCAGGAGUUUCAGCACGAGGCCGAGGUCUGGGGUUCGAGCACCCAUAAGUGGUGAAAUCCCACUACGGCAUGUGUGCGGGGUAUAUAUGGCUUGUUUUCUUCUUUAAUCCACGAGAUUUUGUAGACAGUUCAUAAACUAUGUUAAUCAUAGAGCUCGAAUGGGUGGUUAGAUUAGUGUUUAGGUUAGAUAUUGUAUUUAAAGGAGUAUAAAUAGUAAAAGCUUGGAAGUUUGAAUGUAAAUUUUCUUGUUC
Molecule: messenger RNA, 1152 nt
Organism: Magnolia sinica
Lineage: Eukaryota; Viridiplantae; Streptophyta; Magnoliopsida; Magnoliales; Magnoliaceae
Product: protein CURLY FLAG LEAF 1-like
Exons: 2
Coding region: 214-849 (211 amino acids)
Molecular function (GO): protein binding
Source: RefSeq, a predicted model, not a curated record